UGCAGGAAGUCUAGUUCCACAGUUAGCAUGAUCGCCAGUCGCUGCGAGUCCAUGCAGAUGGGUUCUGAGGUGCCUGCCUCGAGUCCUACGGGCUGUGGAUGGUCCUAGGCCGCGGCCACCAUGUGGGGGGUGGGUGGCCCUGGAGUAGCCGCGGUGAGCGUCUCCUUGAGCGGCGCCCGGGAUUGCUUCCUGCACCUGCCGCCUGGGUUGGCUUCCAGCCUCCGUCUGCAGCAGGAUCAGGCUGUGAAAGCUUCCUGGGACAAUACUCCUAUAUUUUUGGGCUGGACAGAAAUCCGACAUUGUCGCCAAUGUGGUGGAAACGUCGUUGAAAUAAGCAGACAACUAGCAGAGAGACUUGGCAUCAAAGAUGGACAGCAGAUAUUCCUCGAGCCAUGUCCCCAAGUCUUGUCCUGUCAACAAGUAGAAGUGGAACCCCUCUCAGCAGACGAUUGGGAGAUACUGGAGCUGCAUGCCUUCUCACUUGAAAGCCAACUUCUUGAUCAAAUUCGAAUUGUGUUUCCCAAAGCUAUCUUUCCAGUUUGGGUUGAACAACACAUAUGCAUUUAUAUCCAGAUCGUUACCUUAAAACCAGCUGCUCUUUAUGGAAGACUUGAAGCUCGCACCGAGCUUUUCAUACGCCCUAAAAUCCGUCAGUAUGAAGAAAGUACCACAGUGCUGCCUUCUGCAAAUAGUGACUCUUUAUGGGACAAUGUUCCUAAAACCAAAUUAGAUCCAAGAGAAACAACUAAGGAACUGUGUGCCAAAGAAAUUAAUUUAAAUAUGGGAAUCCAAGAGCAUAAAUCAGACACAAAAGUGUCAUCAAGUGCAAAUGUCCUGCCAAACAUAUGGAAUUUAAUUGGGAACUUUUUCUCUUACACUCCUGACAAGAAACAGGGAGCUUCUUGUGAUACUGGUGAACUGGAUACAGUCAAAGACAGCCUAUUAAACUUGAUUCACAUGGAUUCUAUUUUCAGAGUAUGUCAGACUCAGCCCCCCAGUGUGCAAAGUACAUUGGCAGCGUGUACAGUCCAGAAAUACAACACCGUUCAUGUUUUUCCAUGGAAUCUAGACUUCCCUCCUUUAAAGGCUAAUAUUAAAGUAUCUUACGGGAAGAUUAAUAAACUACUCUCUCCAAGACAGCAGCAUCAAGAGUCAAAGCAGAAUCUAAUGACAAAGAAAGAAAAUCAGAUGAACAAUGUAGAAGACCAAAAGCAACCCAGCCUUAGUAGAAGUCAAGAAUCCAAUGAGAACACUAUUGUACAGAUAAUAUGGAAUGGAUUUGAGGAACUAAAGAAUGACAUAAUAUGCAAUAAUAAUGUGGAGAAACUGCAUGUUGGAAGAGUUUGGAUACCUAAAGAGCUGAGAAAGAGACUACAUAUAGAAAUACAUGCAGCUGUCAGAAUCACCUCAGUGAAUUCAGAACCUAAAAUUCCAACAUCUCUUAGACUACAUCCCAAAAGGACUUUAAGUAAAGAUAUCAAUGAAGAUGACAUUAAAAAUGCCUUUAAUUUGUGGCUAGAGGAUUACAUCAAGCUUCCGUUGAUAAUAGCAGACACAAGCUAUAUACAAUUAGCUCUUAAAGAUGACAUGGAGGACUUUGUCCUAAGUGUAGUCACUUCUGACGCUGAAGAAGAGAAAACAAAAAAUGCUUUCAUCUUGAAUCCCAGCUUGCUGCAGAAGGCAAAUAUACAAGUUGUAGUACAUCCAGUGACCUCAACAGCCAAUGGUGGUAGUACACCGUCUUCUUGUCAACAGCUUCUUCCAUGGUUGAGUCUGGACAGUUUAGGAGGAGUGGAUAAUCUAGGAUUAUCCUGUUUCAAACAUACGUCACACAGCCUCUUGGGACGACCACUGUCUCAAAAGUUAGCUUCCAUAUCUGCAGGACUUCGCAGUGGAGGUAUCCUGAUUACUGGAGGAAAGGGAAGUGGCAAGUCAACUUUAGCAAAGGCUAUCUGCAAAGAAGCAUUAGGGAAAUUGGAUGCCCAUGUGGAAGUAGUUGACUGUAAAGCGUUAAGAGGAAAAAGAUCAGAGAACAUACAGAAAAAACUUGAAGAAGCUUUUCUAGAGGCAGGAUGGAGGCAACCAUCUGUUGUUCUUUUAGAUGACCUUGAUCACAUAGUUGGAGUUCCCCUUGCUCCAGAGCAUGAGAACAGUCCUGAAGCAGUCCAGAGCACCCGCCUUGCUCAUGUUUUGAAAGAUAUGGUAAAAGAAGUCAUUUCCAUGCGCAGUUUGAUUGCACUCAUUGCCACAAGCCUAUCUGAACAGUCGCUACAUUCUUCCAUUAUUUCUGCCCAAGGAAUUCACAUAUUUCAAUGUUUCCAACAUAUUCCGGUUCCAAAUCAGGGACAAAGGUGUGAAAUGCUUCAUUCCAUAAUAAAAAAUAAACUUGACUCCAGUGUAGACAGGUUCUGUCAUCUUGAUCUCCACCUAAUUGCAAAAGAAACAGAAGGCUUUGUGGCUAGAGAUUUGACAAUGUUAGUUGAUCGUGCAAUACACUCAUGUGUUUCUAGCAAGGGAACAUGUAAAAAAGAAGAUUUGGUUCUGUCAACAUUAGACUUCCAAAAAGCUUUACAAGGUUUCACCCCAACAUCUUUGAGAAAUGUUAACCUCCACAAACCUCAGGACUUUGGCUGGGAUAGGAUUGGUGGGCUUAAGGAGAUACAGCAAGUACUUAUAGAUACUAUCCAGUUACCUGCAAAGUAUCCAGAAUUAUUUGCGAACCUGCCCAUACGACAGAGAACAGGAAUAUUACUAUAUGGGGCUCCAGGAACAGGAAAAACUUUAUUAGCAGGUGUUGUUGCUCGAGAGAGUAGAAUGAACUUUAUCAGCAUCAAGGGACCAGAACUGCUCAGCAAAUACAUUGGAGCAAGUGAACAAGCAGUUCGAGAUUUAUUUAACAGAGCCCAGGCAGCCAAGCCUUGCAUACUUUUCUUUGACGAAUUUGAUUCUCUUGCUCCUCGGCGAGGUCACGAUAACACUGGUGUAACUGACCGAGUUGUUAAUCAACUCCUGACACAGUUAGAUGGAGUAGAAGGCUUAGAAGGAGUUUAUGUACUAGCAGCCACUAGUCGCCCUGAUUUGAUUGACCCCGCCCUGUUGAGGCCCGGUCGGCUGGAUAAGUGCCUGUAUUGUCCACCUCCUGAUCAGGCUUCCCGAUUUGAAAUUUUAAAAGCACUGAGUCAUCCUCUCCAUCUUGCACAUGAUGCGGAUUUACAGCAUUUGGCAGCAAAAACUGAACAUUUCACAGGAGCAGACCUAAAAGCUUUACUGUACAAUGCCCAGUUAGAGUCAGUCCAUGCUAAUUUGGGUUCAACCUUGCCCCAGGAUAUAGGUUCUAGCUCAGAUAGUGAUCUCAGCCUAUCUUCAAUGGUUUUCUUAAACCAAAGCAGUGGAUCAGAUGACUCUGCAGGAGAUGGAGAAGGAGGCUUGGAACAAUCUCUAGUUUCCCUUGAGAUGUGUGAGCUACUUCCUGAAGAUCCAAGGUCCAACAUCUAUCGUCUUUACUUUGGCAGCUCCUAUGAAUCUGAACUUGGGAAUGGAACGAUUUCAGAAAUGAGUUCUCAGUGUUUCUCAGGACCAAACUCCAUAAAUCAUGAUUUAACCAGCAUAUCUCUGAAGGAUUUAGUAUCCUCUCAACCUCCAGUAUUAAGAACGGCCUUACAGGAAGGUUAUCAAGAACUUAAUCAAGAACAGAUAGAGCAACUCAGGGCUGAAAUCAAUGCUAUCAAGGCCAACUACAGGAGCAGAAAUGGAGAGGAGGUCACUCCCAGCUCAUCAGUACUAAGCAAGAGAACUUUAAAUAUCACUCAGAUUCACCUAAUGACUGCACUUGAAAACACAAAACCAUCUAUUAAUCAAGAUGAAUGGAAGAAUUUUGCUGAACUCUAUGAUGAUUUUCAAAAUCCAAAGAGGAAAGGAUCCAAUGGACCAACUUUCAAACCAGGACAAAAAGUGACAUUAGCAUAACUGCUACUAAUGUGGUCAUUAUUAUGAUCACCAAGUAGUUUUCACAGCAAAGUGUUAACAUUGCUAAAUCAUAUCAAAAUGUAUACCUGUGGGUAUAUUCAUGCUAGGAUGACAAAUAAUAGAUAUCUUUGAAAUUAAUUGUGCAAAAUUAUUUUACAUAAUUUUUGUUUUCAAAUUAUGUCUUCUGGAAAACCUAUAUUAAAAUGUUUGAGAUC
This is a messenger RNA of Elgaria multicarinata webbii, 4181 nucleotides long. RefSeq names its product peroxisomal biogenesis factor 1 (gene PEX1). Gene Ontology annotation, cellular component: peroxisome; cytosol; peroxisomal membrane. The transcript has 24 exons. The coding region runs from base 121 to 3966 and encodes 1281 amino acids. Gene Ontology annotation, biological process: protein import into peroxisome matrix. Gene Ontology annotation, molecular function: ATP binding; ATP hydrolysis activity. NCBI's taxonomy places the organism in Eukaryota, Metazoa, Chordata, Lepidosauria, Squamata, Anguidae. The record is from RefSeq and is a predicted model, not a curated record.